ACCAGCCAUAACCCAGCCAAGACAGCUGCAGAUCUCCAGAUCUUCAUUAUCCCUGCCAGAGCCAAGACUGUAAUUCAACAACACCAAUCCAGCAAUAUUAUGAACCGCUCACGAUAUGUACCGCAGCAGUCUGCAUAUACCGCUGCUCAGUUCCAGCCGUUUGGUCCCGGACCUGUACCAACCCCAGCCCAGAUGCCAGGCAUGAUCCCGAUGGGAUACCCACAGCAACAGAUGUUCGGUGGCAGCCCGAACCCAAAUGCCAUGGGCGCUUCGCCAAUACUCCAGCAACAGCAAGCCAUGUCUCCAAACGCUCUGUGGGCAGCCAACUUUGCCAAUGGGCCGAUUAUUGAGGAUCUUUGUGCGCCUCCACAGAUGGGACUGCCAACCUCGCCACCCAUGAACGCCCUUCCACCUCGGGGCAUGCCAAUGGGCGCAGCAAUUCACCCGUCAUCCAUGCCGCAGGUACAGAAUGUGUUUGGCCUCCGUCAACCAGGAACACCACAUCCAGGACACGGUUUUGCGCCGAUGAUGCCGGGAGUGCCCAGCUCGCAUGGUUGGAUCGUACCCUCCAGGUUAUGCUGCCCAGCCACAAGGAAUUGCCAAGAAUGUGAGCCUGGGUUUGCUACGGGAGGGAAUGGUACCGAGCAGAUGGGGUCGCCGUCGAUGGGGAAUUCGCCAGGUGCGCAGCCGUUGACGCCGGUGGAGAGUACGUUACAGGGUUUCAUGUCGCCUGAUUCGAUCUAG
Messenger RNA from Podospora anserina S mat+, 744 nucleotides. RefSeq lists its product as uncharacterized. The annotation marks the transcript as partial. The transcript has 2 exons. The record is from RefSeq and is a predicted model, not a curated record. NCBI's taxonomy places the organism in Eukaryota, Fungi, Ascomycota, Sordariomycetes, Sordariales, Podosporaceae.